AUGGCUGAGAAUACUCGCAUGAAAGAGGUGACCUCAGAUAUUCGUGAUUUGAAGAAAGUUGUAGAGCUGUUAGAGCAACGCGACAAUGACUUUGCUGCCUUAUUAGACACUCGAGAUCAACAAACUGCUACCCGUUUGGAUGGAAUUGAAGCUGCUUUGGAGAAACUAAGACUUACUCUGGUUCAUCAAGGACCUCAUACUCCACCUCCUUUUAGCACGGUAAGCACAAACAUCUCAGAUCCACCUCCUGGGCCCAAACCUCCAUACCAUGUGAGAAAUGUUAAGGUUGAUUUUCCACGCUUUGAUGGUGAAAAUGUUUUGCAAUGGCUGUUUAAAGCAGAACAAUUCUUUGAAUUUUAUGGGACACCUGAUGAACAUAGAUUAUCUAUUGCUGCCCUACAUUUUGAAAAGGAUGUGAUCCCUUGGUUCCAGAUGAUUACUAGAACUCAACCUUUUCAAAAUUGGAAACAAUUUGCAAAAGCCUUGGAAUUAGAGUUUGGUCCUUCACCUUAUGAUUGUCCUAGAUCUACACUCUUUAAGCUUUCUCAAUCAAAUUCUGUUAGUAAUUACUAUACUGAAUUUAUGUCUUUAGCUAAUAGAGUUUAUGGCCUUAGUCCUGAUGCCCUCCUAGAUUGCUUCAUUAGUGGCCUUAAACCAGACUUAAAACGAGAAGUUAUAGCACAAAACCCACUUUCCAUUCUUAAGGCUGUGUCCUUAGCCAAACUCUUUGAAGAAAAAUACAUUCCCAAACCAAAAUCUCAACCACCAUAUAAACCUUACACACAGACCACCCCAUACACAUAUCCUAAACUACAAAAUUCCCAACCCCCUCUCUUGCCUACCCCCACAGUUAAACCAUUCGCCCAACCGACCAAUCCUAUUAAAAAAAUGACACCCACUGAAAUGCAGAUUCGGCGCGAAAAAGGCCUUUGCUAUACUUGUGAUGAACGUUUUUCACCAAACCAUAGGUGUCCUAACAAGCAUUACAUGAUCCUGCAAGUUGAUGAGGAGCAGUGCACCCAUGAGGACAAUGUGAUUCAGACUGAUUCUGUAGACAGCUUACCACAGGAUGCAACUGAUCAUCAUUUGUCUUUCAAUGCUCUAAAAGGCAGUAGUGGAGUUGGUACCAUUAAGUUCCAGGGUCGAAUUAAUGGUUGUCCAGUAAACAUUUUAUUGGACAGUGGCAGUUCUGAUAAUUUCUUGCAGCCACGGAUUGCUCACUUUCUGAAAUUACCAAUCGAACCAGCCCCAAAUUUCCAAGUGAUGGUGGGAAAUGGAAAUUCAAUGUCUGCUGAAGGCUUUAUUUCUGACCUGCAAGUUGAGGUGCAAGGCUACACUCUCCAAUUUCCUGUCUAUUUGUUACCAGUAGCAGGAGCAGACUUGGUGCUAGGUGCAGCAUGGUUGGCAACCUUAGGCCCUCAUGUGGCUGAUUACAGUGCUCUAGCCUUCAAAUUUCUGCUAGAUGGUAAGUUUAUCACCUUAUAUGGUGAAAAACAGAACUUGCCUCAGCUAGCCCAGUUUCACCAUAUCAAAAGGCUCCAUCAAACUCAUGCCAUUGCUGAAGUGUUUUCUAUACAGCUACAAGAAUCUGACAACAAGUCUGAAUUCUGUGAGGAAAUACCUCAAAAUUUGGAACCUGCACUUGUUUUGUUGUUGCAUACUUAUAAGGAGGUUUUCACCAAACCCUCAAGUCUACCACCUCAACGGUUUCAGGAUCAUUCCAUACCUUUAAUAGAAGGCAGUAAUCCUGUUAAGGUCAGACCGUAUAGGUAUGCUCACAGUCAAAAAGCUCAAAUUGAAAAGAUGGUUGCAGAUAUGCUCGCUGAAGGCAUAAUUACACCCAGCAAAGAUAUGACAUUGAAAAGAAUACAAAUCUCUUGGUACAGAAAGAAUGAUCAACUUGCCCAAUUUGAUGAUUUGAAUUGA
Molecule: messenger RNA, 1926 nt
Organism: Cajanus cajan (pigeon pea)
Lineage: Eukaryota; Viridiplantae; Streptophyta; Magnoliopsida; Fabales; Fabaceae
Source: RefSeq, a predicted model, not a curated record